This is a messenger RNA of Columba livia (rock pigeon), 3181 nucleotides long. RefSeq names its product PDZ and LIM domain 3 (gene PDLIM3). The coding region runs from base 300 to 1388 and encodes 362 amino acids. Gene Ontology annotation, molecular function: actin binding; muscle alpha-actinin binding. NCBI's taxonomy places the organism in Eukaryota, Metazoa, Chordata, Aves, Columbiformes, Columbidae. Gene Ontology annotation, cellular component: stress fiber; Z disc; adherens junction. The record is from RefSeq and is a predicted model, not a curated record. Gene Ontology annotation, biological process: heart development; actin cytoskeleton organization; muscle structure development. The transcript is spliced from 8 exons.
GCAGCAGAUAAAGCCCAUGUAUUCGUUGUAAACUUUCCAGCAUUCAGACUUUAUUUGUCUGAGGUUGAUACUCCCCUCUGUGGGUGGAGAAGCCGAGGGACUGGCUGACGUCACCCAAAGCGCAGGGAUAAAGUGCAGUGCCCACAGCUGUGGGGUGAGUAAAACUUCCCAAGAGGUGUCCGAGGUGGGCUGCCCUGUCCAGCAGGUGCUCCACUGACAGCACCCUUCCUCCUGCAGCUUGGCUCCUCACACAGACCUCAGGGAGAAAGAACAGGAACCAAGAAAAACAACUGUCCACAAUGCCACAAAACGUUAUUCUCCAAGGACCAGCACCCUGGGGAUUCCGGCUCUCAGGAGGAAUAGAUUUUAACCAACCCUUAAUCAUAACCAGGAUUACACCUGGAAGCAAGGCUUCAGCCGCCAACCUGUGCCCUGGUGAUGUUAUUGUAGCUAUUGAUGGCCUAGGUACAGAGAACAUGACACAUAACGAUGCCCAGGAGAGAAUUAAAGCAGCUGUACAUCAGCUUUGUUUGAGAAUAGAGAGGGCAGGAACUAAAUUAUGGUCCCCACAAGUUUCAGAAGAUGGCAAAGCACAUCGCUUCAAGGUCAAUUUGGAAGCUGAACCACAGGAUAUCAACUACUUUGAACACAGGCAUAAUAUUCGGCCCAAACCCUUCAUAGUCUCAGGCCGAAGCAGUGGAUGCAGCACUCCCUCGGGGAUUGACUGUGGCAGUGGACGCAGCACCCCCUCCUCCAUUAGCACGGUCAGCUCCAUCUGCCCCACCGAGCUGAAGGCCGUCUCCAAGAUGGCCCCAAACAUUCCCCUGGAGAUGGAGCUUCCCGGUGUCAAGAUCGUACACGCUCAGUUUAACACACCUUUGCAGUUGUACUCAGAUGACAAUAUCAUGGAAACACUGCAAGGCCAAGUGUCUACAGCUCUGGGGGAAACACCCGUAAUAAGUGACCCAUCUCCGAACGCAGUGCCUCAGUCUGACGUGUACAGGAUGCUGCACGCCAACCAGGAGGAGCCCAGUCAACCUCGCCAGUCUGGCUCCUUUAAGGUGCUCCAGAAUUUAGUCUCCGAGGAAGGACGCCCCAUGGGUACAAGAAGUGUGAAAGCUCCUGUAACAAAGAUACCUUCUGCCAUGCCUGGUGCCCAGAAAGUGCCACUGUGUGACAAGUGUGGGAAUGGGAUUCUAGGAACAGUGGUGAAGGCACGUGAUAAAUACCGGCAUCCAGAAUGUUUUGUGUGCUCUGACUGCGGCCUCAACCUGAAACAAAAAGGCUAUUUCUUUGUGGAGGGCCAACUAUACUGUGAAGCUCAUGCACGAGCUCGCAUGAGGCCACCAGAGGGAUACGAAACAGUUACCGUUUACCCGAAAUGCUAGUCUUAUGUUAACACACAAAUCUAUGCAUGCACACAAAAAGCCACUAACAGCUUAGAACUGCAGUACAAGAGUCAGGACUUCUGCCUGAUUCCAAAGUAGCAGCUUUUAAACCUUUUUUCUGGGAUUCUGAGGUCCCUGUUAGGCAGCAGUAGCACAUUUAUACCAGUAAAAUUCUGCUAAAAUAUUAUCUUUGAAGUUGCCAAAAUAACUCAAUGAAGUAUAAGCUAAAACAUCUGUACUGGACUAAAGAAACUGAAACAGCUGAGGUAAUACAUGAUUACUACAGCAUAUACAUAAGUGCUCUAAUCAAGACAUUAUUUUUAACAGAAAUUAAGUAUCUGUGCAAACACCAAAGCCAUCCAAGUGUUACAGGCUGGGCCCUAACAAAUGCAGAACUUUUCCACAUGAUUAGAAAGCAGAUAUUUUACAUGGAUAGUACAAAACAAGCAGUUGUUCCUGUCCGCUUCUACCAUCCAUUAUUCAACUACCAUUAACGUACGCCAAAACCAGAUUUUGCUUACUCUGCUUUGAAUUUGGGAUUAUAUUGACUUAAUUUUCUGGUGCAAUAACUGUGACAAGGAAUACGUACCAAUUCAUACAAUAAAAUGGCUUGCAUAAUAAAGACUGUUUAGUAAAAGGCAAAACAGAAGUUCUACAUUGUUUUAAUGAUUUGCAGUGAAAUCAGCUUUCACAUCACUUAGCAGGAAAUUGUUCUGAGGCAUGCACACACAUGUAUUGGGUUUUGGAGGAAAAAACAAACAAACAAACAAACACACCAACCCAUGUUCUAAUAGGAACUCACUGCAAAUUGCGAAUGAAAGCAAAUUUUAAAACUUUUCUGCAGAAAAUGGUUCUGGUUUUUUGCAUCUUCAUCUUUCAAUUUCCAUAAUAGAAACCAUGGAGAAAUAUCUUCAUAAUAUCUUCAUUGCUGGUAAAUUAAAACUUGGACAACUUUAAAAACAAAUGUCAAAAUAUGAAAAGGAAAGGUCUUUUUAAAAAGCCUGGUGAAGUCCUAAGAAAAAAAGGCUGGAAGAACACAUUUUUUAAAUCCAUUUCUGAAACUCUUUCAGGGCUACAUUGCUUUCAGGUAGGUGGCAGCUACGCACCUCAUUGACAAACCGAACCAUAGCAUUUUCAAAAAAUAUCAAUGCAAUUCAUAAAUGAUUUCUUGGGGUAUUCUGAACCCACUUUAAAUAGAAAAAUCCACAACAUUUUAUAUGAAGUCUACAAGACUAGCAGAAAUUAACAACUUGGUGGCAAAAACAAUUUUACAUACUUUUCUCAUUCUACAAUGAAAGAAGCUUAAAAUGUAAGAAAAUGGAAUCAAAACAAGAAGCUGUACAUACUUUAAAUCUAUUUUUAAAAUUCAGAUGAGUACCAAGGCUUGAAAUAUAACGCCACAUAUUCAAAGACUUUUAAAAAUGUCUUUAAAGUAUUAUUUCAGAAUUUAAAUGUUUUUAAAAUGUGUGUCACUGCAUUUAUAAUUUAUGUCUGCAUAUCAAAAGCAGACAUAAAGAAAGUGUUGCACCCUUUCAAAGGUUAUUUCCCAAAUCAUUUUUGGACACAAAACAUAAUUUUGCUCCCCAUGUAUCAUUGAGGAUAUGUGUGGCAUUUAUAGCAUUUAUAUUUUUUCCACUGAUAAAGCCCAUAAUCUGAAAAUUCUUUUGAAACUGAGAGUGCAUAUAAUGCCUAUUUUUACAAACCUAAAACGUCAUUUGUGUUUUAAAAUAUUUGCUUAAUGUUCAUUUAUUUGUGGAGUAACUAAAGAUAAAAAUAAAUCUACAUAUGACAAA